This is a messenger RNA of Paramecium octaurelia, 1091 nucleotides long. The record is from the annotation of a GenBank genome assembly. NCBI's taxonomy places the organism in Eukaryota, Ciliophora, Oligohymenophorea, Peniculida, Parameciidae.
AUGAAUCCAUUCUAAUAGAUUCCCACUUUACCAUAACUUUAAUAUUGUCCCUAAUUACAAUAAUUGUAAUAACUUCAACAGAUACAAGUAUACUCCUACAUCCCUAACCUUAGUAUUUACAUUUACUUUGUGCACUCUAAAGCAAUAUUACCAACCAACCCAAUCUAUAAAUACCAUCACUCAAUCCUCUUCAACAUAUAUCUCUUCUUUCUUAAUCAUCUCAAAGAACAAUACCGAUAGUACAAUAGCCUGACAUUCGAACGAAGAAAAGUCAAUCAGAAAGAGUUUUACCCAAAUAAAAGAAGGAGAAUGAAAUUCUGAAACAAUUUACACAAGACGAAAUACUCUGGGAACUCAAAUAAUUAUUGGAAUAUCUCUGCAAAGAGGAAAUCAAGGAAUUGGACGACAAUGAGAAAAAUAAAUAUAAAGUAUAUAAAAAUUUUGAUAAAAUAUUAUUUUAGAUCUUGACUAGAAUAGAUGAUGGAUUGAUAGAAUCACUGAUCAAUCGCUAUCAAAAUUAGAAAAAGACAAAAGAGGAAUAAAUUAAAUUCAUACUAAGGAAAUGCUUUAAAUUCCUUAAACAAAAGAUGAACUUAAACGAGUUGACAAUGAGCGCCUAUGAAAUCGAAAAAGUAUUCUAUAAAGAAUAUUUUUCUACCAAUGAAAAUAUUGAAGAAUUAAUUCCCUUUAGGUCCGAGUCUUCCAAUAAAACCAUGAAUACCUCUUAUUUAAAGAAAAUUUUUUCUUCUGAAAAAUUUUACGAGGGCUACCUCUCUUAUCUUGGUAAAAAUUCCCACUUAAUCCCUUAGAACAUUUUGAUGAAAUUUGGGAUCAAGAAAAUAAUGAAAAAAUUCAAAAUAUGGCCAAACAAGUCUUAAAAUUUAUUGCUUCUGGAUAAAUCGAUGUAUUAUUUAUCAAUUGAAUUUACAUAGAAAAUAUCCACAUACAAAAGAGUACCUUGGAUUUCGUCAAUGAAAUAACGUUGUUAUGAAUUGGCUGUUUCGUUUAAAGCAUACCAUGAACAAGAAGAAAUCUGUAAAAAGGUAAAAUAGGAAUGAAAAUAUUGAUAUUAUUCAAAAAUACAAAAUAAC